This is a messenger RNA of Periconia digitata, 982 nucleotides long. Lineage: Eukaryota; Fungi; Ascomycota; Dothideomycetes; Pleosporales; Periconiaceae. The record is from the annotation of a GenBank genome assembly.
UUCUAUAUACAGAAACAACAAUAGUUUCAACUCCAAAUUCCACUACCAUUUUGGAUACAAAUCAUUCAAAAUGAAAAACAAACUAUACAAACAAAAAGAACCACAAGAGAGAUAUACCACACUUGAGUGGCUGGGCGGCUCGUGUGGAAGCAUGAACCUGGGGAUCUCUCUUGUGAGAGACACACACACAGGCGAACGCCUUAUCUGCAAAGAGAUUAAUGCAAAUGCCGCAGAUUAUGAGCAUGAGGUUGCAGAAUUACUGUCCCAAUUCCCAAACAUCGUUCGGGUACAAGACUAUAUUCCAGCAAGUCAAGCUCAAGACAGCGGUUCCGGCAGUAAGCUCUACAUGCAGUACUGCGACAGUGGUGACUUGGGGGAUCUGAUCAAUAACCACAGCGAUGCUGGAAAGAAGAUCCCCGAGUCCUUUAUCUGGCACGUCUUCUACUCUAUCGCGAAAGCUUUAGAGGCGUGCCAUACUGGACUUGGUGCCGAAAAUUGGGUGCCAUACUGGCAUCAUGAUCUGCACAAGAAGAAUGUCUUCCUCGACUCUUCGAAGAACGGGGAUGAACACCCUAAAGUUCUCCUUGCUGAUUUUGGUCUCACAGAUACAUCCCAGAGCCCGGAUGUCUUGGAGCUGAUGGCUCAAGGCACAGAUUGCUAUAACUUGGUAGAAAUCAUUCUCCAGUUAUGCCUGCCUGAGGAAGCCGAUGAAGUUCACGAGGAUUGGGCAGAGCGCUUGAAGGAGCUCGAUGGGCGGCAGGAUGGUAUGUACUCUCGCGAGCUCAAGCAAAUUCUGUACACCUGUGAUCACGCCUGGUUCCGAGACCAAAAUGACGACAAGAAAGUCGUCUGCAAGAUGGUCCGGAUGAUCGAAGAGCUCCGGCCUCAGAACAGAUUGCAUGAGCAUGAAGGCAAGGUUUUGUCCGGUUCUGCGCAAAGCUCGCGCUCGCGAGUACCCUCCCUGAGUCGACGAGCAGCCUAA